CGUAUUAUAGGAAUCUGACUGACGGUGUAUGCUUUUCAGGGAAAUGCCUGCGAUAAAACUUUUCGGACGAAAAUGGCUAGCCGCAACCGAUGAUCUCGUGUACCCGGGCUUGUUCGAGAUUUUCAUACGAACCGUAUGGUUACUUCUCAUUGGAACCGCCAGCGUUAGAUACUAUCAGUACACAUGGAACUGUCGGUUAGGAGGCGAUUUGGUUCGCGUGUAUCUUCUCGGACAAGUGGCGUUUCUUGUGCUGACCAUGCUUCUCAUGCUAAUCAUCGUCAGACAGAGCGCAAAAGGGUCUAUUAUGGAAACCCAAGCUCGUAAAUACGUGGAGCCGCUCUUGACAGUUAAGAUACUGCUGCUCCUUCCCGAGAUAUCAUGGAACAUUUUAGGAAGCAUAUGGAUGUUCGGCGGUAGGGUUGAAUGCAGUUACGACCAUUACACCAUCACCGUGGUGCAAGCUCUGGUGCUGUUCGACUGGAUCCUGAUUGGGCUGACGAUUUUCGGGCUGGCAUUAAUGUUCGACCCGUUAGGCUCGAUGGGCGACAAAAAUCUCGACAGCCUGGCCGAGCACAGCAAAGCGUCCCACAUUUGGCUACGUAGAUUUAAAUUUCUCUGGUGGAUGCGAAAAGACGAGAGCGCUAAUGAGACUUUUCAACAUUUCGCUGGAUUAAUCAGCUCCCUGUUCCGAGGAACGGACUUGGUUCCCUCUGACGUGGUCGCUGGCUGCAUCUUGUUAAGGAUACGACAGAAACGUGAAACUCAUGAAUUACGUCGUCUCAAUCUCCUUGUUCGUCCAGCAUGUACAACAGAUGCGUCCGUCAUAUUCUCUGAUACACCGAGUUGGAUGACCUUGGAAACUGCGUUUCAUUACAUAAAACUUUCAACAGCUUGUUACGGAUGGUUGUUCGUCCUUUACAAGCACCUGUGCACAGGAUGUUUUCAUAUUAUCCAGAACUUAACCUGUUGUUCCUGUUUUCGGAGAAAAAGGACCGCAAUUAAUGGCGACAAUUGUUGUUACUGCUAUUUGGCCGGCGUGAAAUUUCUGUCAGAUGUAUCCGUGGACGAUAUUUUAUACGCGUCAUUUAAGAAUCAUCUAUGCGAGAUCCCUUUCUGUGUCGUCGUCGACCACAAAACUAGCAGUAUCGUCAUUAUUGCAAGGGGCUCUCUAUCGUUACGUGAUAUAUUCACGGACUUUGCCGCGGAUUCCGACAUUUUUGAAUGCGAAGGCCUCCCACCGGGAUCAAUGGCUCACAGAAGCAUGAUAAUAGGGGCAAGAGUAAUUUUGGGACAGUUAAAGGAAAAUAAGAUUUUAGAACAAGCGUUCAAUACGUAUCCUCAGUAUAAUUUAGUAAUUACUGGUCACAGCCUGGGUGCUGGUGUAGGCAUUCUCUUAGCGUUCUUAUUACGGCCUACAUACCCAAAUCUGAAGGUUUACGCAUUCGCUACUCCAGCGGGCCUCCUCUCCCGGAACGUUGCCAGAAUAACGGAAGAGUUCGUCUUAACAAUCGGGGUAGGUGAUGACUUUGUGAUGAGACUCGGCGUUGACAGUAUAGAAAAUUUAAGGACAGCUUUACUCAUUGCGCUUCAAGCCUGUCGAUUGCCCAAGUACAGAGUGGUUUUAAACGGUUUGGGCUAUAUGUUGUUCGGUAUCCCUGAAAGGGAUCUCAGCAAGACUUGGAGUACAUGCAAUGUAAUAACCACAUCAUCAGGACAAUCUCCAUUGCUCAGCGAACGAGACGCCGUGAGAUUAGAGGAAAAUAAUAAAUACGAGCGAGACAUUACGAAAAGACGGUACUCGAAAGUGAAAUUGUAUACAGGAGGAAAGAUACUUCACAUAACAAGAAUCAAACCUGAUGGAAAACAGACUGAAGUAAAAAGCAAAAAAGAACGCGGAAAGGACACGAAAUACGAAAUGCGAUGGGCACAACCGGAAGAAUUUUCGGAAUUGAUUGUAAUGCCACGGAUGCUGUUGGAUCAUCUGCCGGAAAGCAUAGAAGAAGCUCUGGAAACCUUAAUGGAACAACAAAGCGAUCUACCAUAUUAUUUUGAUCCUUAAACGAACCAAAAGAAACAUUUUCUUUUAUAUCGACGAUAAUUACAAGAAAAAAGGAGACAUGCUCAUAAGCAACAAAAUUACUAAAUUUGUUGCACUGACUUAUUCAAUUUUUAUACACUGGUGUAGAAUUAAUGUUGCAUUAUUUUCAUAAGACAAAGAGUCAAAUUGUACUUACAAAAGUGACAAUAUUUGUCAUUUGUGUUAAUUUU
Dufourea novaeangliae is the source of this 2268-nucleotide messenger RNA. Its product is annotated as sn1-specific diacylglycerol lipase beta-like. Gene Ontology annotation, biological process: lipid metabolic process. The transcript has 13 exons. Lineage: Eukaryota; Metazoa; Arthropoda; Insecta; Hymenoptera; Halictidae. The record is from RefSeq and is a predicted model, not a curated record. Bases 29 to 2059 code for a protein of 676 amino acids.